Molecule: messenger RNA, 1429 nt
Organism: Didymodactylos carnosus
Lineage: Eukaryota; Metazoa; Rotifera; Eurotatoria; Philodinida; Philodinidae
Source: the annotation of a GenBank genome assembly
AUGUCAACUUCCUCAUCCACUACUUCAUCAACAAUAAACAAGGGAUCACAUACAACUUUAUGUAAUCAACCGAUAAUUCAUCAAUUACCAACAUCUACACGUUCAUCUUCAAUAUCUACUGUUCGAUUUCAAUUAGAUAAAACAGUAAAUCAACAUCAUCGUCAAGAACUCCAAAUACCAAAUUUUCCAUUUGAUCAAAUGUGUCCAUCUUCAUCAUCAUUGCAAAAUAAAAAGGAUCGUGCCAGAUUUAGUAGUGUGUCGGCGAGUUAUUCUCAAUUUUUAAAAUCAAGAGAUAUUGAUAAAGUUAAGAAAAUCCUUUCUCAAGAGGAUCAACGUCUAUUAUUAUCAAGUGAAUUUUUUGAAGAUGCUAAAGAUAGUGAUCCAUAUGUAUCAGUUAUUGCCCGUUUAGGUGAGGCUAUUCAAGAUUCAGAGACAUUAACCGAAUUUGUCAAAAAAUCAUUUUCAAUUGUAACAAAUACGUGUAAGUGCUGUCACAAAAUACUGUAUUUUCUCAACGGAUCAGUAUGAACAAAAAAAUGUCAUCUUCUUGAAGAAAAAGUAGGAUUUAUAAGACUUCAUGUUAUAAAAGAAGAAAAACAGGAAGAGAGAAAUCGAGAUAAAUUAGCCAAAUAAUGUGAGAUAUAAAACGGAAAUUUUGUGCACAUUUCUUUCUUCUGAACUAAACAACUGUUCGUUUGAUGUGCUUGACGAAUAAUUCACACAACUAAGCAUAUGAUUAUUAUUUGAUAUAAAAUACAGUUCCUUCAUCUAUAUAGAAUUUAAAUUAAGCUGUAUGAUAAAUAGAUAUAUCUCGAGGGAUUUAUAAUAGUAAAUGUUUCUUAGAGUUUGAUCUUAUAGUUUAAUCGAACCCCUUAGGUCCAAUAGACUCGUUAUUCGCAUACAAUUUUAUUAUAUGGGAGAAAAAAAUGUUCGAUUAAGAUAAAUUUCAUACACAUUCUGGAUCACUAUACAUGAAAUGCCAAAAGAAAUCACAAUUGAACAAGAAUGUGCAUGUUUUUUUUUCUCGUUUAUCUUUUGAGAAGAAUUAUAAUGACUUUUUGCGCAUAAAUUGACAACGCGUUUAGAUCAUUCACACACAUACAGAUAUUUAAGUUACACUGAGAAAAAGAAAGGAAAAAGAAUGCGUUUAGAAUAUUUUCCUUUUGUUUGUCUCUUGAUUAGUCUUGUUUCCUGUGAACUGUGUGUAUGAAACAAUGAAAAUUAUAUUAUAUAAUGAAAAAAAAAAAGAGACAUUGCGUUCAAAAAUUGACGAAAUAGAAAAUAAAUAAAUGAUAAUAACUUUAAACGGAUGUACACAUCAAACAUAGAAAACCUAUUAGAGAAAAAAAAACAUUCAUGUCACUCCACCAAGAAACAGCCUAGAUUUGAAAAUAUCUUACCUAUAACUAACACGUUCUUUUCAAUCUGU